Molecule: messenger RNA, 3613 nt
Organism: Seriola dumerili (greater amberjack)
Lineage: Eukaryota; Metazoa; Chordata; Actinopteri; Carangiformes; Carangidae
Gene: cbx4
Product: E3 SUMO-protein ligase CBX4-like
Exons: 5
Coding region: 263-1924 (553 amino acids)
Biological process (GO): negative regulation of DNA-templated transcription
Source: RefSeq, a predicted model, not a curated record
AGCCGCACUACUGUGAAUAUCUCUAUGCUCAUUGCCAGGACUGUCGAGUGUGCAAAGGAGGGAGAGAGAGAGAGCGACACAGAGAGAGAGAGGGAGAGAGACAGAGAGAGCGAGGAGGAGAGGUGGAGGGAAUACAGUUGGGUUUGGAUACAACUGGAAAACUACCAAGCGCGCACAGCACGCACCGAGCGGAAGGCACAUCGACGGUGCGUAGCCAACAUCUCACCUACUCCCCGUCCGCUGCGAUCGGAUCCAGGCGAGAAUGGAGCUCCCUGCCGCCGGAGAGCACGUCUUUGCGGUGGAGGGCAUCGAAAAGAAGCGCAUCCGCAAGGGCAAAAUAGAGUACCUGGUCAAGUGGCGAGGCUGGUCUCCCAAAUACAACACAUGGGAACCAGAGGAAAACAUCCUUGACCCGCGCCUCCUCGUCGCGUUUCAACACAGAGAGAGACAGGAGCAGCUGAUGGGAUAUCGCAAACGGGGACCAAAACCAAAACAUCUUUUACUGCAGGUUCCCUCAUUUGCCCGGAGAUCCAGUAUCCCUGCAGGUUUUGAGGAGACAUGUCAGGAUGCAGAAGGUGGCCUCAAGUCAGAUCCUGUCCAAGUCCAGCGCUCCCAGCCUCAGCAGUAUCAGCUGAACAGCAAGAAGCACCAUCAGUACCAGCCCAGCAGCCAGGAGGUUCCUGCUGACCAGCUAACCAACGGCAAAAAGAAGUUCAUCUACCAGCUAAACAGCAAGAAGCACCACCACUACGAGCCUGACCCGAAUAUGUUUGAUACACAGGCCUCCAGGCUCAAAGAGGUGGUCAAAGUUCAGGAAUCAGCCUGUAAACCAGCAAAUCCUGGCUGGAACUUACCACUGGCACUGCAGCAGAAAUGGGUUCGUGACAAAGACACAGGAUGCUUGAGCAAAGUCAAAGAGUUGGCAGUGGAGGUGAGGAAACCAGCUGUUAAAGAGGCUGAGAGCGAACAUGCCCUUAAACCCAAUCCUAAAGAUGCAACACUGCCUAGCGCUAUUAGCAGCAAAAUGAAGAUAAUCAAGAACAAAAACAAGAACGGACGCAUUGUCAUUGUCAUGAGCAAAUAUAUGGAUAGUAACAAGGUUCAUGGAGCGAAGGGUAAACACGGGGAAUCAUCAAGCGAAGACAAACCACAAAACACCAAACCAUCAGAGAACAAUCCAGCACACAGAACCAAAAUGGCGGAGCACCCGGAGAAUGGUAUCCCCAAAGAGAUCUGUAACGGCAGCUCGCUUCCUGCCGCAGAACAUCCUAUAAAGUGUUCCCCAAAGGACAGACAUUUCUCCAAACCAUCGCCAAGCACAGCAGAGGAAUACAACACUGAGGUAGCUCGGGGUCAGGCUGAUUUGCCGGAUGAUCUCCCGCUACAGCUGACUGCUAGCUCACCCCUGAUGUCCUGGGCUGUUGACACCAACAUCCCGACCCCUACAGCCGUCGACCAGAUCAGGAUCCCUUCCUUUCCCAACGACCGCAAGCGCAAGCUCUCAGAACCUGUGGAGGAUAGGAGUGUUUCUAAAACCUACCUGACCUCCAGAAGCUUCAGUGUGCCCAGCACAGUAGUCACGCCACCUCAGGACAAACCCAUGGACCUCCAGUGUAGUGGCCGGCGUGCCAGCAGUGCAUGCACCUAUGAGGUUAUGGACCCUGGUAGCCAAGAAGAGCCGAUGGAUCUGAGCUGCCCAAAGACUAAGAGGCAGGUGGAGCCAGAAAUACAGCCAGAGCCGGCACCAGAGCCUGAGCCUGCUGUCAGAGAUACUCCUCCCAUUACAGAGGACACACAGAAAUCAACAGAGAAAUCUAAAGAAGCACCUGUUAAAAAAAUCUCCCCUUUUAUGGGAAAUAUCAUCAUCACCGAUAUCACAACAAACAGUCUUACCGUCACCUUCAAGGAAUAUGUUUCUUUCUAAGGAACUCUUUGUAAAAAAAAUGGGACUACCAGUGACCAAUUGGAUGAUCCUGUCAAUAUGUGCAUAUGUAAAAACAUCAGAAUUUUGUAUAUACGGAAAUUUAUAAUUUAUCAUUCAAAUUCAAUAUGUUUCUUAUAAUGUUUUAUACUGUAACUCCUCUGUGACGUUGUAGCCAAGAAAGUGCCCUCGAGGAUUUGAGUGAAUGCAUUCAUGUGGAUGUAUUCCACACACACACAAAAAAAAAAAAAUCAGUUUAUUUGUCAUAUGGAGCUUAAUGGGAUACUUUUUGCUGUUGUUUCAUACCUGUACCAAACUUAUAACCUGAGAUGUAUGAAGGUUUAUACGUAUUUUGUAUGAAUAAUAUCUCUUAUUUUGGUCCUGAUAGAAGGUAGAGAGAAACUUGUUGACUCUAUGGUGAUCUAAGAUCAAAUUGAAAGCACUUACAUUUUUAUAUGUUAAUUUGUGUCAUGUACCUUCGUUAAUGGAGAUGGUCUCUUUAAGUCUUAUUUCAAUUUUUUUUUUUUUAUUUUACUCCAGACAUGUACACUCAGUCUGACUUGGCAUAUUUUGUUACAUGCUUUGUUUAUGGAGAAAAAUAAUGAGCCAUGACAUGCAAAUUUAAAAAGCAGGUGUGUCUGAACAGAGUGUAAACACAGUAGUGACAACUGUGGGAUGCGCUCGGCUAUGUCAAAAACCUUAAGCAACGUCUCAGCUUUUUAUGUUGUCUUUGGGGGUUUUUUUUUCUUGCCGUUGAGAUGCAGAAAAAGUCAUCAGUGGAUCUGACAUUACAAUCCAGUCUGUUACGAUACUGCACACUUCCUCUUAAGCAAACAUUUGUGGAACAAAAUCUGACAUGUAUUUUCUCAAAGGUCAAACCCAUUAAGAAAAUGAUGUCAUUUAUCAAACAUGUGACUUCCCGUGUAGAUGACGUAUUGAUUAUUACCAUAAUAAGGUUGUGGUUUAUUACCUUGUUGACCUCACAUAUUGCUGGAGUUACUUUAAAAUAUCUGCUAGUCUUGUUAGGAUUCUCCUAAUGUUACACAGAUUAACAAUAUUCAUCUCAUUUUGCUAUGGAACCUCAUCAUGUGGUCUGAAGAAUACACAUGACUGCUAUGUUUUAGAAGAAGCUGCCAGAGUCAUUGACGAGUAUGUUAUAGUUACAGAUUCAAUGUGAGUUGCUGUUACAUGCAAUCCAGUGAGUGCAAGCUGUUUUGAUUAUGCUGCUGAAAAUUCAAAUGUCAAAGCUGUUGGCUGUAACCUACAUUUGAGUCCAAAUUGCCUUCUACGCACAGUAAAUGCAAAACCAGUAAGAAUGCUAAAGUGCAAGAAUAAUAAAAAAUGAAGAGUGCAUAUUUAUUGACAUUUAAUUUGUUUUUCAAAACCAUUACAAGAUGUUCUCUGUAUCCGAAGCUACAAGUGAUUCCAUAGAACAGGUUGUCCUCUACUUUUUGUUUUCGUCUCUUUUGCUAACUCUCUCUCUUGCACUUGGUUCAAAGUCAAAAUGAUUGUUAUAAAGUAUGUUCUACCAGGAGCUGGUUGACUUAUUUCUGUUGGCACAGCGUAUUGGAUGGUAUGUUUCACAAUAAAGAAAGAGAUUUGACCUCUGAUAUUUUGCUGCGUUGACACUAGGUGGGAGCAAACUGGGCGUUUCGUGUGUUGACAUAUUGAAUUUCUUCUUCAUGUUUUUUU